CCGCCCCAUCUCGAUCCUUCGCCUCUUCCUUCGUCUUCUUCUUCUUCUUCUUCUUGGAGGUGGUGAGGGGGAGAGGAGGAGGAGGAGGAGCAUCAUGUCGGUGCUUCCGGACGAGAUAUGGGCCCUAAUCCUGGAGAUGGGUACUGCCUUCGGCCGCCUCACCUACCGCGACCUCUGCGCCCUCGCCAUCGCCUCCCGCCGCCUCAACCGCCUCGCCCGGGACCCCGCCCUCUGGGCCACUCUUCUCGCCCUCGACUUUCCCGCUGGCCGACAUGAGCCCCACGACAAGGCCACUUCGGUCAAAUCCCUCUACCGGAUCAGGUUCGAGAGGGACAAGGCGAGGCAGCUCGCCGCCGCGAGGCGCGCGGUGCUCUAUGCGGAGAGUCGUGUGGCUGCUUCACGGAAGAGGCUGGAGGAGUUGGAGUCGUCGUUGGCACGCGAGGGCAAGAGGCUGAAGGCCGCUGUAUCUGAGUUAGCUGAUUUGGAGAGAGCAAGGACGGCAUCUGUUGCUCUAAAUGUAUGGCAGCCACAAGUAGUUCGUGGGAGACAAAAGCAGAUAGUUGAGCAAUGCACUGUGCCAGUUGAAUCUCGCCUUGGUGCUUUAAAGAUGGAAAUUAAAGUUUGUAAGCAACAGAUUGCUAUUUUUAACAAGGCCUAUAAUGAGGAGAAGAAAAAGCUGAGUGAGUACAACGAAGCACUGACUUCACUGAAGUAUCACCCCCUAAGAAGUAAUUUUGAUUCGACCAUCAGACAUUCUAACAAGCAAAAAAGGCUCAAGCAAAGUAGUGACUUGAAAUAUGGUGAUGGUCCAGUUGAGCAGGAAAGGGUAGAGAGCCUCCCUAACAAAAGCAUUUAGCUUGGCUUGGACAACUAUUGAACCGCACAGUUGGCCUCUUCAAGUUUGAGUUGUACUAACCUGCCCACAAGAUCUGCUACGAAGUCGCAGCUUGAUUACUGUCCGCCUAGAUUCUGGAAGCCUGCUACGAAGUUGCAGCUGGGUGCUGUAAAGCUAUUAUAGAGGAGUGGACCAACAGAUUGCUAGAAUCUGCAAAACCUAGUCCUCAAUGUUGCUGUGAGGGUCUUGAACAUUGAUGGAUAAAUUUCAAGACACAUUUGAUAGAUUAAAAAGCUUUGCCGAUAAAUGGUUAGCCUGUCUGAUGGUAAUUGAUGAAGAGCAAAAGCUUUUGGUUGAGAACUACAUCAUUAUACUGCAGUGUGCCAUCUGAGUUCAAUAGGAGCAAUUCUAAUCCCUUGUAUAAAAAAAUUACAUCAUUAUUAACAUUUGUGAAAUCUGUGGCAGAAUUCUAUACAAUUGUCCAGCAUCUUUAACCUUAUCUGUAAAAUUGUUUGAUGAGGACGAGUUAUUCUCAAUAUAUGUAUUUGUGCAUUUGGU
Musa acuminata subsp. malaccensis (wild Malaysian banana) is the source of this 1393-nucleotide messenger RNA. Its product is annotated as F-box protein SKIP24. The record is from RefSeq and is a predicted model, not a curated record. NCBI's taxonomy places the organism in Eukaryota, Viridiplantae, Streptophyta, Magnoliopsida, Zingiberales, Musaceae. Gene Ontology annotation, molecular function: protein binding.